This is a messenger RNA of Geodia barretti, 1743 nucleotides long. Lineage: Eukaryota; Metazoa; Porifera; Demospongiae; Tetractinellida; Geodiidae. The record is from the annotation of a GenBank genome assembly.
AUGGCGGUUGCCGGGAUUGCGAUCGCAGCAUUGCUGAUGGCAAUGAAUUCCUCAGACGGCGGCGCAGACCCAACGGUGUCGGAACAACCCGCCAUACCGCAAGCCACGCCGUUGGCAUCCGUUGCAACGGCCCAGCAGAUUUUUGCCAACCAGUUGUAUUGGGGUGUAACGGAUCCCAACGACUCAUUCCCCGAACCGCGUGGGGAUGAGUUUGGUGAGAGCGACCUAUUCUUGAAUGUUGCUACCGGGGACGUCUUCGAACUGGUUGGCGGGCAAUGGGCGUUUCCAUCGGUGGGCUCGCUCACUGGCCCGUCCGGUCCAUGGGGAACGGGUUGGUAUUGGGGUAACGGAGCUCCCGGGCCGGGGAAUGUGGUUUCCAGGGGCCAAGGGUUCCAAACUGGCGACCUGUACCUGGAUGCGACGACCGGGGAAAUUUAUGGAUAUGCAGCUGACGGUUGGCCAGAGAUGCCGUUGGGAUCGCUGCGUUCGCCCGCCGGCGCACCAGGAAACCGAUGGUACUGGGGCCAGGGCGCACCGAUUGAACGGCCCCCUGCGCCCCGGGAAGGCGGGUUCGUGCCGGGCGAUCUUUACCUCGACAUCGGCAGCGGCGAAGUAUAUGAGCACGAGGUUGACGCCUGGGGAACAUCGCCCAUAUUCGCGUUGAUCCAACACUCAGCGGGUGGCCUGUCCCGCUGGCGGUUGGGGCUCGGACACCCGGACUCGGCGCUCACGGGGAGAGAUGAGCUGGCGCUGGAGGAUGGGGAUUUAUACCUGGAUGCGAACUCGGGGCGGAUCUACCGGUUCUGGAACGAGAUGUGGCUUUUGUUGCCCGCGGCAUCCGGGUCGGGCGGAACGGGAGGAACGCAACCGGCGGCGAGUGGCCCGGAUGGCAAUCGGUGGUAUUGGGGGAUGCGCGCACCGGGGCAGGAUGGGCCGGUGCCCAUCGGCGCUGAGUUUCAGUCGGGCGAUCUAUUUCUUAAUGUCGCCAACGGAAACGUGCACCAAUUCGACGGGUCGCAAUGGGAUUCCGUUCCGCUAGGGUCACUCCAGGGUCCUUCAGGAUCGGAUGGGAGUGACGGGUCGGACGGUGGGCGCGGCCCGCCGGGGCCAUCCGGUGCGGCCCAAGGGCCACCAGGAGUGCCGGGGCAACCGGGUCCGCAGGGUCCGGCGGGAGUACGGGGGCCGACGGGUGUCGAGGGAUUGCCAGGGGAGCAAGGGCCAGUAGGAGCUAUGGGCCCAAGGGGGGAACCAGGAGCGCCGGGCCCCCAAGGAUUGCGUGGAGAGCAAGGGCUGGUGGGGUCACGCGGGGAACAAGGGUCGCCGGGAGAGCAGGGACCGGUGGGGUUACGUGGGCAACAAGGGUCGUCGGGAAAUCAGGGCGCAGAAGGCCCCAUUGGUCCGCGAGGGGACCCGUGGGAUAAAGGCGCCACCGGGGACCAGGGACCGCCCGGAGGCGCCGUCGGUCCGCAAGGUCCGCAAGGGCUGCCGGGACUCCAGGGUGAAAGAGGCGAGACGGGACGCAUUGGAAGGCCCGGAAAAACCGGUCUGCAAGGAGAUUCGGGCGUCCAGGGGAGCCAGUGGUAUUUCGGAUCAGGCAACCCAACCGACAAUCCUCCAGGCACCAGGGGAAGCGGCUUCAACGUCGGUGACAUGUACUUCGAUAUUACCGGUUGCGGGAUCUACGCCUACGAGAGUGCGGGUUGGGGAGCUUCGCCGAUCGUUACGUUGUCAGGCUGUUCUUAA